Messenger RNA from Nematocida parisii ERTm1, 1502 nucleotides. RefSeq lists its product as uncharacterized. Lineage: Eukaryota; Fungi; Microsporidia. Bases 1 to 1404 code for a protein of 467 amino acids. The transcript has a single exon. The record is from RefSeq and is a predicted model, not a curated record.
AUGGACCAUCAUUUAGAUGAAAAGAAAGUCAACUAUGCUACAACAUCUCAAAAUAACAACAGCUCUACAAUAAGCAAACAAGCAAAAAACAACUUAUCUGAGACAAAAGGAUUCAGUGGAAAUCCAGCAAAAGGCAAAAAUAGUAUUAGAGUCAAAUUUACAUUUGACCCAGAAAGUAUGUUAAAUGAUAUAAAAGAUUUUAUUCAAUCAUUCAAGAGUGAAAAUAAUUUAGACAGAGAGGGAGUAUUAAGGAUAUUACAUGGAUUUGUUAGUAAAAACACUAGUAUAUACAUAAACAAAGAGAUUGAAAGAGAGCUAGAUGAUAUACUACAGGAUACAGCAAGACUAAUGCUAGAAGAAAUUAUUCGUAAAGAAUGGCGGUUAGCUGCUAUAUUGGAGCAUAUAGAAGAUUUAUCAGACGAGGAAAAGCAAAAAGAAAUUGAAGGUAUGGUUGGUGCAAUUACAGAUUUUAAAAAAACUGAUCUAAUAGAAAAAAUAGAAAAAAGAACACAGAAAUGGUACAAUGCUCUAAUAAACCAGAAAGAAGUAAACUUGAAAGAAUACUUCAGAUGCAUUCGCCAUAUACUAUAUGAAAAAAAAUUUGCACAUGCAAUACUAAACAGGAGUUUAUUAAAUGGUUUGAAAGAGUUUUCUGAGAAUAUAAGAAAAUUAGGAUCUGCUUGUUCUGAAAUUGACUUAUAUUACAAAAAUAAGGACAAUACCUAUAACUUAGACCAUGCGGUUGGUUUAAUUCUACGAAAUUACGAUAAGCUUUCCAAUUACUCUACAGAUAAACAUAGCCAGAUAGUUCAAAGCCUAUCCCCUAAAGAUAUUAGUCUGAUAUGUGAGGUAUACAAUAAGAAAAAUCGUUUAUCUGAUAUUAUAAACACUAUUCAUGAUUUACAGGACGAUUAUAUGUUGAUUAAUAUAUACCUAUAUCACGAUAAAACCAACAGCAUUGAUAUGAUUGACUCUGUUAAGCCUAUUGUAAUUGAUAAAGAGCAGAAUGCAUGUAUAAAUAAUCGGUUAAACGCAGUUUAUAAUGCAGAAUCGCUUGAUUCUAAAGAAAAGAAAUACAUUAUAGAUACAAUAAAAUUUAGAUGUGCCACUAAAUUAUCUAAAAAAGAAAACUUCACUCUUAAAGAGAAAAAAUACAAUAACGAAUCAACGAGUGCCAAAAAACCAGAAUUGGCUAGUCAGGAAGACUUUACUAUUGAAGAAAAUAAUUCUAAUAGUGAAUUAGCAAGUGCUAAUGAACAAGAAUCGAUUACCCAAAAAAUCAAUCAAAUUGAGAUUCAACCACCAAAGAAAAAAUUCACUAUAAUAAAUAUGGUUAUGACUGGAGUUGCUGUGUCAGUUGCAACAACUUUUAUAUGCAAUGAGGUAUACAAGUGUUUUAAUUAAAAAUCACGGUAGAUCGUAUGGUGCAAGCAUACUGGCAUAUACAUGCUAAUAUAUAAUUGAAAAUAUUAACACAUUACAUUGCUUAUUUUUACCAAGAC